Molecule: messenger RNA, 639 nt
Organism: Cadophora gregata
Lineage: Eukaryota; Fungi; Ascomycota; Leotiomycetes; Helotiales; Ploettnerulaceae
Exons: 1
Coding region: 1-639 (212 amino acids)
Source: RefSeq, a predicted model, not a curated record
AUGAGUCGUGCAUUAUCGAACAGCUUUCAAUUACUGUCAAGCUCCACAUCCUUCAUCCGAGAAAUUUCCAGUCCUCAUUCGUCCACAACAAAGAUGGGUCUUCCAGCUCAAAUUUUACACGUCUAUUACAAAGGCCUCGCACUCUCAGUCCUCGACUCAGAUGAUAGAACCAGCCUAUACACAGUCAAAUGUCUUCCACUAGCCUUCCAGAUCCUUCCUUCCACGCCAAACAACGGCGUACCAAUCGCCUCAUCAUCCUUCUCUAUCCUCACCACGAACGUCAAGCUUCUCCUACAUAGUCGAUCAAUUCUUCUCUAUCGCGAGAAGAUGUUCACAAGAUCCUAUACCUACGUUUCCCCCGGCGCAUCUAACAACGAGUACGCAGACGAGAAAGUCUUGGAGCAGAAGAUGCAUUGGGAAGCUGAGGACAUCAUGUCUGGGGACUUUAAGCUGGUGGAUCAGAGGGGAGAGGUGUGUGCUUGGUUUCGCAAUAAAGUGUUCUCUACGACUGAAUUGGGACGAUUCGAGAUCAUGAGGGGUAUGGAAGGACGGGAAGUUGAGGUGUUGCUUACAGGGUUGGCCAUGCUGGCUAUGGUGCAGAGUGGAAAGUUUGGACUCAUGGUUAUUGGUGGCAGUUAA